GCCAUAUUUUGUAGCGGUUUCACUAAAAUCAAAGUCCACCCUUUAGAGCGGGAAAUCUCUCUCUAUCUCUUUCCAUCUCUUCUAUCUCCUUGUUUCGCUGAAGAGCAAUCAAACUUCACUCGUCUCUCUGAUACAUUUCAAGUUGAUCUCCCAAGCAACAAUGUCGAAAUUCGAAUACCCAAUGAUUCCACGCUCAGAAAUCAUAGCAAUCCUUAACGAGUCCAAAAUUGCAACGGUCUACGAUGAGGAUCUCAUCAAUCCCAACCCCGAUUUCGUCUCCGAUCUCUACACCAGGCUCCUCAUUCACCUCGACUCUCUCCAGGAAGAUCCUGGGCAAGUCGAAUUUGCCGCCUUGGAGCGGCUCGAGAACCCAGAUUGGCACCGUGAUUCUGUUCGUAUCAUGAAUUUGUACAGCAAGAUUAAGGAGCUUGUGGCUUCGCUGGAUUGCCCUUGGAAGUUUACCCUCAAAGAUCUCAUACGCCCCGAUAGGGACAGGACCGAGAAGUUUCUCGGCACUAUACUGAAUUUCUUUCUUCACAAAGAUUCAAAAAUGAAUGAACUAAGACCAAUUGUAGAGGAAUCAAAUCUUCUAGAUGAGGAGCGAAAGCUGUUGGAAGAUAGAAUUUCCCAGUUGGAUGCAGAGAUUACAGACUACAAUGAAGCGAGAGAAAGAGCGAUGCCUCUUGUUCAGGAGAUAGAGGUAAAGGUUAAAGACUUGCGUCAGGCCAUUCCAAGCCUCAACAAUCAGCAGAUGUCAUUGAGAACAUCUUUCCGAAAAAUGAAGGAGAAGGUUGCAGAAAUGGAUGAGAAGAUUUCUAGUGCGGAGUUUGCCCUUGUACAAAGUGUCCAAGAAAAUGCCAAUCUACGUUCGAAAAUUGUACAAUCACCAGAUAAACUACAGAGGACUUUAGAGGAGAAAAAAUCUGUUCGAGUUGAGGCAAAGAAUGCAGAAAGAUCAGCAAUGCAAUCUUUUCAGGAGAAGUCUGCCAUUGUUGAGGUCUACACAAAGGCUGGCAAAAAAAUGUCCAAGCAUUUUGCGCAAAUGCAGGCUAUACAAGAACAGGUGAACUCUGCCAAAGCCAUAGAAAAAGAUCUCAAGGUUCUAAAAACUAAGCUGAGUGAAGAGGGAGUCUUGGAUAAGUCUUUUGAGGCCAAACUUCUUGAACGACAAAGAAAAGUAGAACAGUUAGAUGAACUAAGAAAGCAAUUAGAAAAAGAACGAAAUUUUAAGUGUGAGGAGGCUGCUAAAGAAUUAAAUAAUGUCAAGUUGGCAGUGGAAUCAAAAAGGCGUGAGUUAGAAGCAAGGCAGAGGAAGGUUGAAGCUGAGGCAGCAGAGGUUGAUGCUACAACUUUAAAGAUUAAUUCAGUAAAAGAAUCUGGAGCAGCUAAACAGCAAAAGUUGGCCCACAAGGGUGAAGAGAUUGUGAAAGAGUUCCACCAAUAUGCAAACUCUAUUGGGAUCUUGCUGCCAAGGAUCCAAGUGGAGCCAGAAGUUGAUCAAGAUAUGGGCAGAUCCAACUAACCCAAGUCACACAUUUUUGAGUUAAUUGACUGGCUGACGCAUGCACCAUCCUUUUAGACUCAUAUCUCCCUCUCUUUUGUAGCACAACAAAAGUGAGCAAUCAGCCCAGUCUUGCCUUGGGUGCAGAUGUGAAGUUGGCUUUUCCCUUAGGGUUGUAAUGUAAAUUGAUGUUUGCUGGCAUGUAUCUUUAUAUGGGUGUAAUUGGUUAGAUGAAGUGUUAGGAUUAGGGCUGUUCAAGGUUAAGUUGGUUUGACUUGGAUCAAGUUCUUCCUUGAUAGAAAUAUAGUAUUAGUUUCUUGAGGGUUAUGUUAAUAUGAUUGUGCCAAGUCUAUCUAAACUGUUCUUGAGCCUUGGUUUAGCUGCACCUUGUGUUACUAAAUCUAGAUUUUCAAUUUU
Vitis riparia (riverbank grape) is the source of this 1918-nucleotide messenger RNA. Its product is annotated as kinetochore protein NUF2 homolog. Gene Ontology annotation, cellular component: kinetochore; Ndc80 complex. The transcript has 11 exons. Gene Ontology annotation, molecular function: protein-containing complex binding. Lineage: Eukaryota; Viridiplantae; Streptophyta; Magnoliopsida; Vitales; Vitaceae. The record is from RefSeq and is a predicted model, not a curated record. Gene Ontology annotation, biological process: mitotic spindle organization; kinetochore organization; attachment of mitotic spindle microtubules to kinetochore. The coding region runs from base 161 to 1522 and encodes 453 amino acids.